GUGAGUGGCGGCAGUCAACCAAACCAACAUUGCCUUUAUCACACAACACGACGAUGAUUGUGGCACUGCUCUGGCUUGGUCUUGUGCAAAGCGAGUUUCAGUUAUCUAUGAGACGUCGACGCGGUCGUGCAUAGAAGCGGAUUUAUUUCGACUCUUGUUUCCAAUCUCAAAGCUAAGCCCGCAAAUAAAUUUCAUGUAUGUGCAUGUUUGUUGCGUGUGUGUGAGCGCGUUUUAAAAUUGACAACAAGUUUUCAAGUCUCGCUGUGUGUUUUUAUACGAGUGUGUGCGUUUAAAGUGAGAAAAGAAUAAUAUUGAAGAAAAAAAAAAAACACAUUAAAAAAAUUAAUAAAACAAAGUAUUGAGCUUGGCUUUUUGUCAAAUCAUAAAACGUAAACAAAACCAAUGACAACUUGGGAGGAAGAGAGCAGAAAAUAACAAACGGAAAGUUCAUUAGCCAAAAAUUUACAAUAAGAAAACGGAAAACCCCUUGCUGAAAUUAAAGGCCAGCUUAAAAUAAAACGGGCUUUUUGAGAAACACCUUCAGGUGAAUGUUGUUUUUUUUGGCUUGGCGCGUUCGUCUCCAUGUCGUGAGUGUUCGAGUGUGUGCGUGUGUCUCCAUGUAUGUGCGUACGUGUGUGUUUUAAACAAUUGUUGUUUUUAGAAGAAAAAAACCAAACCUACGUCUUUUCUAUCACUCUUCUCUCCUCUAUCAAAUGCAAAAAAUAAAACAGAAAUAAUAAUAAAAUAAAUACGUAUUGACUGACGAAGUCUUUGUUUGAAUCUUUUAAAACCAAAACGUACCAAGUGCCGUAUUGAAUUUUAAUGUUUAAAUGAAAAUCUAUAAAUAACAACAACACCAAUAACGUAAUACUUAUCUCAGUAUAAUUAAAAGCAGUAAAUUUGCAAAACAAACAAAAAAAUAAUUAUAAUUAAUUUCAAUUCAAAAUAAUCAGAAAUUCUUGGAAGUGGAAUUGUUGUUAGUCUCUCCGGCUGUUUUGUGGGCUGUGAAAUUGUUUAAGUGAAGAAAACAUUGAUCAUCAUCUCUCGGGCGAAUUUGAUUUUUGCCAUCAAGCAUCCAGUCUCGCCGCCUAUUGUUUUAAUACGGAAAUUUUGUUAUUUUUUGCGGUUAAUCUGCCUGCCUAACCUGCUUGUCCCAUAUUCGGAAACAGCGCAUUAUUAACGUGUUUAUAGAAACGUUCGGAUCGGAAAUUGUUUGUGGAUAAGUUGCUGUAGUUGUGAAAAUUGAGAAGAGUAUUUAGUUUUUUUACCGAUUGAAACCUGAGGAUAUAUAAACAAUAAGGAUUAUUAUCAUUGGAUUUAAUUUUUUCUGGAAAUAAUUUAUUCAACAUUAACAUUGAAUUGAUAAUCAAGUGCAGAUUAAAAAACAAAGAUUUGUGUUAUUUCACUAAACUAACCAACCAACCAACCAGUCUGCUGCCGCACAACAUACAAUGGAAUUCUGAUCUGGAAUAGGUACGACCACAUAAAUCCUAGGAUAUAUCAACACCAGAAUUAACGCAUCAUCCUAGCUGCGGAAACUCAAUUAAUUAUUAACAAUCAUUAAAUCAAGGUACUUGUGAAAAACGUCUUUUCCGUCUCUUAAAUAACAACGGCAACAGGACCACCAUUUUAACAAUACAAAUCCAACAAGCCACACAUCCCAAAAAAAAUGAAUCUCAAAUUAAAUAGGCGUUCCAGAACGCCUACAACGCCCCUGCUGAAAAUGUCCACAACCUGCAGCCUUCUAAUACUGCUUUGCAGUCUAAGUAUAAACUUGCCAUUUUCCCGAGCAAUUAAUCCAGAUGCACUGCGACUGCGGGACGAAUGUAUGGAGUUAUCGGGUAAAAACAAAUGUGAAUGUGUACCCCUGCUAUCCGAUAUACAAAUUCAAUGUCCCAUGGAAAAUCCAAAAAUUGCCAUUAAAAUACGACCCGGUGAUCAUGUCAAUAUUCAGUGUUUUAACACGAACUACAAGGAUUACAAAUUGAUGCCAACAAUGCAAAUUGGAAAUACCACACAAAUUCAAAUCCAGGACUGUCCAUUGCCGGGGCAUUUGCCCAUUGCCAGUAUACCGCAGGGUUUGGGUAUUACAAAAUACACAACUCUACUGUUCGCCACCAACAAUGAUUUGGGCACGAAUAUCACAAGGGAACAUUUGAGUGGUCUACACUCGCUGAGACGCCUACGUUUUAGUUCUUCCCAUUUGCUGAACAUGCCCUCAGAUCUAUUUGCCGAUCCUUCGCUGAGAAAUCUUACAUGGAUUGAUUUGCGUUCCAAUAAUGCCGAACUGCCUGCGGACAUUUUUGCCCAAUUGGAAAAUCUGGUUUUCAUUGAAUUGGGCUAUAGCCACCUCAAGAAACUGCCACAUGGAGUGUUCCGCAAUCAAAAGAACCUACAAAUUCUUAAUUUGUGGAGUAACGAGUUACACAACUUGACCAAGGAAACAUUUGCCGGCAUUACAUCCCUUACCGAAUUGGAUUUGAGUAACAAUGGCAUUGAAACCUUCCCACAUGAUGUUUUCGAAUACCUGCCAAACCUGAUCAACAUUAAUUUGAAUAAAAACCGCUUCCAUUCACUUCCAGAGGGCCUCUUUAAAAAUAACAAAAAAUUGGAAAAGUUAAGACUAAACUAUAAUCGUGUACCGCUGAGAAGUUUACCCAGUGCACUGUUGGCCAACUUGCCCGCAUUGUCGGAUGUUCGUUUGGCCACCGAUUUGGAAUCGAUACCGGGUGACAUAUUUGCCAAUUCUACUGGGCUGGAAACAAUUGUCAUUGUGGACAAUAAAUUGGGCACCCUGCCGGUGGAGCUGUUCGAAAGUCAGGCGAAUCUACAAACUUUGGAGCUGUCCAAUAACCAUUUGACAAAUUUGCCGGAUUUUAUAUUCCACAAUACCAAAAAUUUGAAAGUUCUGAAAUUGGAUAAUAAUCAGCUGACGGAGAUCACGGCCGCCCUCUUUUUGUCGUUGACGGAACUCAAAGAACUGGAUGUGAGCAACAAUCAUUUGACCACCAUUAACUACGAUGCUUUCCUCAACACACAAAGUUUGGAAGAUCUGAAUUUGGAAAAUAAUCGCCUGUCGCUCAGUGAACGUUUCACAUCAUACAUAGAGGAGGGCAUUUCACCCUCCAAUGGAGCCUCUCCCUUCCAGGCAGCCUCAAAAUUGACACGAUUGAAUUUGAAAAAUAAUUCCAUAAUGUAUAUUGCCCAAGACUGGCGUUUGACAUUGCCAAAUCUCCAGGAUUUGGAUUUGAGCUACAAUGAGAUCACGAUGAUAAACGAAGAUGAUGUACAGUUCUUGAAUAAACAUGAUUUGCGGGUGAAUUUGACACACAAUCAGCUAAGAUUGGUGAAUUUUAUUGGCAUUAAUGUCUAUGGAGCACCGAAUGCGGCAAUUAAUGUUGAUGUCAAUGACAAUCCCAUGGAAUGUGAUUGUUUCCUGUUGGCCUUUGUCCAGUACAUUAGAGGAGAAAAUGGACAGGGUAAACAAAAGUUGCUGAAAAUGAAUGUGGACAAUUUGCAUUGCAGUACACCGGAACCGUUGAGCGGACAAUUGGUGAAGAGUUUACAUCCCAUGGAUUUGUUGUGCCCAUACGAUCAAGAGAAUUCCAAUCCCAAACGUUGUCCACAGGGUUGUAAUUGUUGGGUGCGAAGCUUUGAUAAAAUGCUCAUGGUGAACUGUAGCAAUGGUAAUUUGACCCAACUGCCGGCGUUGCCAAAUAUUGAGGGCCAAUUGGCCGGCACGGAAUUGUAUGUGGAAAAUAACAACCUGACCCAACUUCCCUUGGCCUCAUUGCCCGGCUAUGGCAGUGUGGUGAAAAUAUAUGCUGCCGGUAACAAUCUCUCGAUGAUUGAGGGUUCCCAGCUACCCCAGAAUAUCAGUUAUUUCGAUGUGCGUCGCAACAAUUUGAAAUACUUCAAUGAGAGUACCAUUAACUUUUUGAACGAAAGUCGGGCCCUGAAGACCCUCUAUUUGUCGGGAAAUCCCUGGAACUGUGAUUGUGAUGCCAAACCGCUGUUUAUGUUUGCCCAAAGGAAAUACGACAUGAUCAAGGAUUUCAGUGACAUGGCAUGUGUAAACUUCCCCACUGUCAAGUACAUUAGUGAGCUAUCCAUUACCGAUAUUUGUUCCGACAAUGAGCUAUAUCUGGCCAUGGGCAUUGCCAUUUCGGUAAUGGGUUUGGUUAUUGGUGCCGUGGCUGCUUUGUACUACAAAUAUAACAAGGAAAUUAAAAUUUGGUUAUAUGCCAACAAUUGCUGCCUGUGCCUGGUCACCGAGGAGGAACUGGACAAGGAUAAGAAAUAUGAUGCCUUUAUCUCGUACUCCCACAAAGAUGAGCAAUUCAUUUCCGAUUAUUUGGUACCGGAACUGGAAAAUGGUAAUCCCUCGUAUAAGUUGUGUGUCCAUGCCAGGGAUUGGCUGGUGGGCGAAUGUAUACCCGAUAAUAUCAUACGUUCGGUGGAGGACUCCCGGCGCACCAUAGUGGUGUUAUCACAAAAUUUCAUUGAAUCGGUGUGGGCAAAAAUGGAAUUCAAGGCUGCCCAUCAGGCCUCACUCAAUGAGGGCAGGGUACGUGUCAUUGUGAUUAUUUAUGGCGAUAUUGGUAACAUUGAUAAUUUGGACUCGGAUCUCAAGGCCUAUUUGAAAAUGAACACCUACUUGAAGUGGGGUGAUCCACGGUUCUGGAGCAAACUGCGUUAUGCCAUGCCGCAUUCGGUAAACAGUGAUCUGCGGGGUUUGGUCAAGACCACCUUGAAGGGCUCAACAGAUGAUAAAUUGGAGUUGAUAAAACCCUCACCGGUAACACCCACACUGACCACACCGCCUGGCGAGACGACCAAAAAUCCACUCGUUGCCCAUUUAAAUGGUGUGGGUGCCACCCAGACAGCGGUCAUGUUUGCCAAUGGCAAAACGCCUGCCUACUACACCAAUGGCAAAACGACGACGACCACAACGACAACAACAAUGCAAAAUGGUCACAUCAAUGGAGCCUUCAUCAUCAACACCAAUGCCAAGCAGAGCGAUGUAUAGAAUUGGGAGAAGGCGGAAAUGUUUCAGUUUGAUGAUGUCCUUUACCGAUGAAACAUUUUAAACGCUCUAUCUAUCACUUGCGCGCUCUGUGAAAAAUCUCCUCUCUACUUUGGAAAGCAGUAAUCUCAACCAGAUCACCAAUCAAUCGUCAUCGUAAACUUCAUCAUCGUCAUCAUUCAAAGAAGCAAACAAACAAACAACCAAUCAACCACCACCACCACCACCACCAAAUGAAUAUCAAACGGACUGAAGUGCUUUAAAAAGCUUCAAAUUAUAAACAAAAAAAUAAAAGCAAAUCGUAUAAAACGUCUCUUAUUUUUUUUCUCUCCCUUCCUACCCUAACUUGAAUUUUUCUUAGAACCCUAAGAAAACAAAUAAUAAUUUUUUUAUACAACAUUUCCUUAAUUAUAAAUAUUUGAAUUUUUUGAUACUGUGUUCAAAUGUUUCGCAAAUGACAAAGAAGAUUUUAUUUCUCAACAAAUCAAUAUACGUUUGUAAGCAGAACAAAAAAUUAUGUGUGAAAAAGAAAGCUUUUUUCAUCUCCAACUACUUAAUUAUUUACCAAUUUUUUAAUUUUAAAAUAACUUGUAAUUUAUAUUGUAUUUCAUGUUUUUUUAAUUUUACAUAUUGUAAUUUUUACAAACUCGCAUUAUUUCUUCAAAUCUCAAUGUUUUAGAUAUGUUUAAGCAAUUCUCGUUUUCGUUCAAUGAACUGUCGUUUAAUGAUUGAUCAUCAUUGCAAUAUUGUUUUGAAAAACACUCAAAUUUAGCUUUUAAUACUAAUUAUAUGGUAAAAAAUAAGUGAAUCGUAUAUAGCUACUUUUAAGUUUUCUUUUACUGUUUUUUUUUCUAAUUAAGUACUAUAGUCGUCGCUAUAACAAUGAUAAUUCAUCACAAAAGAAAAAUGGGAAAUAUACAAAAUAAGAAUACAACAAAAACAAAAAACACAUUGUCAAAUAUAAACAAACAAACUAUAUAUGAAUGUAAUUAAUUAAAUAUAUAUUUAAAAGAAAAACACUUAUACAUAUAUACACAACCAAUAAAUGAACAAUAAAUUAUUUAAA
Messenger RNA from Musca domestica (house fly), 6092 nucleotides. It is a transcript of the gene Tl, whose product is annotated as protein toll. The transcript is spliced from 8 exons. The coding region runs from base 1670 to 5029 and encodes 1119 amino acids. Gene Ontology annotation, biological process: toll-like receptor signaling pathway; immune response. Gene Ontology annotation, cellular component: membrane. Gene Ontology annotation, molecular function: transmembrane signaling receptor activity; protein binding. The record is from RefSeq and is a predicted model, not a curated record. Lineage: Eukaryota; Metazoa; Arthropoda; Insecta; Diptera; Muscidae.